GGAUAGCAAUGUUCCAAGUGAAGCUGGCGCUGAAAAAAACACUGUUAUUUUUGAUCUAUAAACAUGUAUAAAGCGACAGUGGCUUCGUAAUUAUAUUUUAAUAAUGCAUAACGUUAAGCGUGACGUUGGACCGUCGAAUUAUUAGUAGCACUUCCACAACAUAACAAUAACCAAGCAAGCCUGUCAUCCGAGAGACAUGAGGCUGUUGAAAUGUAUUCGACCCUAUGCUGAUAUUAUUUUUUUGUCGUUGAAUUAAAAUAUUAUAUAAUUUUAUAUAGUAUUUUUUUCUGAAAUAACAUGUUAAUGAAACCGAACACACAAGACUAAACUGCAUAUUGAAAUGCCAUGGAUAGGGAAACCUUUCAUAGCUGCUCCAGCUUGGUCAAACUGCCCAGGCAGAUCCACCAACAGCACUGCUCCUCUCAUUUCAUCGAGUACAUAGAAAGAGAAAUACCCUACUCCAAAUUCUUCAAGAACUACCUGAUCCCGAAUCAGCCAUGCAUGUUCUCCAAAAAAUUCACAGAAGAAUGGAACUGCAGGAAAAAAUGGGUGACGGCUGAAGGAAAACCUAAUUUGCAAAGACUUCUGCAUGAAUUUGAUGAGACUCCGGUUCCUGUCGCAAACUGCAGUGUAAAAGAAUACAACGCCAACCCGAAGCAGAUCAUGCCUUUUAAGGAGUUCAUCCAAUACUGGAGAGAAAGCAUACAGAAUGGGCAUUCUUCGCCAAAAGGAUGUCUUUAUUUAAAAGACUGGCACAUGCAAAGGAACUUUCCUGAGCAUAAUAUUUAUAAGACCCCAAUAUACUUCUCCUCUGAUUGGCUGAAUGAAUAUUGGGACACUAUUGAAGUGGAUGAUUAUCGGUUUGUCUAUAUGGGACCUAAAGGAUCAUGGACACCUUUCCAUGCGGACGUAUUUCGCUCUUACAGUUGGUCUGCUAACAUUUGUGGCCGUAAAAAAUGGCUGCUGUACCCUCCAGGCCAAGAGGACUUCCUUCGGGACUGCCAUGGCAACUUGGCCUAUGAUGUAACUGCACCCAUUCUUCAAGACAAGGGUCUGUACGCCCAGUUUGAAGAGGCCUGUCAGCCUUUAGAGAUCAUUCAAGAAGCUGGAGAGAUCAUCUUCGUGCCUAGCGGUUGGCAUCAUCAAGUUUAUAAUUUGGAGGACACCAUUUCAAUCAAUCAUAACUGGCUGAACGGCUGUAAUUUGGACAUCAUGUGGCAGUUUCUGCAAGAUGAGCUUUCUUCCGUCCAGAGGGAAAUCGAGGAAUGGCGCGAUACUAUGGACACCUGGCAUCAGCACUGUCAGGUGAUCAUGAAAUCAUGCACAGGAAUCGAUUAUGCCGAGUUCGCCUCUUUCCUCAAGACUAUCGCGAAUAAUCGGAUAUCCUUUUUGAACUCAAGUCCCAGAAAUGCAGACAGCUGCCAAGAUCUCCUUGCGGAAAGCCUGUGCGCAUUAGGCCCUCAUCACGCCGCCUUCGACCUCCAGAGAGUUCUGCAUAUAUUUGAGAUCAUGCUUAACAACGAAGACUUUAAGAGACUGGACCCUGCAACUCUCAGCUUCAAACCCGAGGAUCUGCUUCAGGAGAUCAGAGAAGCCAUUCGAACAAUCGUAUGAAUUGAAUAAGUUAAUAAAAGCUUUUAACAACACAUUUGUGUUACUUAAUUAUGGAUUCAGUCUGUGGAUUUUAUUGAAUUUGUUAUUAAUGACGCAUAUUAUGAUGCAUGAUUAAGUAUUUAAGAAGAGGAAUGUGCUCAAUAAACUGGGAAAGUUGAACAA
Messenger RNA from Danio rerio (zebrafish), 1776 nucleotides. It is a transcript of the gene jmjd4, whose product is annotated as jumonji domain containing 4. Gene Ontology annotation, biological process: regulation of gene expression. The record is from RefSeq and is marked provisional. Lineage: Eukaryota; Metazoa; Chordata; Actinopteri; Cypriniformes; Danionidae. Gene Ontology annotation, cellular component: cytoplasm. Gene Ontology annotation, molecular function: 2-oxoglutarate-dependent dioxygenase activity; peptidyl-lysine 4-dioxygenase activity; catalytic activity, acting on a protein.